AUGGGACUACGGAAAAUCACUAGGGCAAAGAAGAGCAAAAAGUCGGACGUCUUGGUGCCAUCCAAGCCUCUGCCAGUAACGCUCUUAUCCGGGUUUCUAGGGUCAGGCAAGACAACGUUACUACAGCACAUUCUAAAAAGUGACCAUGGGCUUCGUAUAGCUGUUGUGGUGAAUGAUAUUGGAGCUAUCAAUGUUGAUGCCUCUCUGAUACAAAAAACCCACCAUCUUACAAAAACUGAUGAAAAGAUCAUCGCGCUGCAGAAUGGAUGCAUCUGCUGUACUUUGAGAGGAGACUUGCUCGAGGAGCUUGUGCGCAUCUGUCAGCUUCAGCAAUUUGACUACAUCAUCAUUGAAAGCAGCGGCAUUAGUGAGCCAGAGCAGGUUGCUGAGACUUUCGACUCUCGCCUUGCAGAGCAGAUGAGCCUCUUGACUGAAGGCGAAGGCACUGCUGACCUUGACGAAGACAUGAUUAAGGUUUUGAACAAACUGAAGCAAGCUGGCGGGCUGGAAAAGUUCGCCCGUCUGGACACGACCGUGACGGUCAUUGAUGCAUUCACGAUGCUGAAUGACUUUGAUACGGCGGAUUUAUUGUCGGGGCGGAGGGAUGACGUUACUCCGGAAGACGAGAGAACUGUGUCGGACCUCAUGGUUGAUCAGAUUGAGUUUGCGGAUGUGAUUAUCUUGAACAAGAUUGAUAUGAUCAACGAUGAGACAAAAGCUCGGGUACUUGAUCUUGUUAAACAGCUGAAUCAUCGGGCCAAGAUCCUAGAGUCCAAGUAUAGCAAAGUGGACGUCAAAGAGCUGGUCAACACGGGCCUCUUCAAUCUCGAACAUGCGCAAUCUGGGUAUGGAUGGCUGCAGGACUUGCAUGCCAUGACUGUGCGCGAGGUAAAUGGCCGCAAUGUGGUAACUCCUAAGCCGGAGACGGAGGAGUAUAAUGUGCAAAGCUUCAUCUAUUCACGUUAUCGGCCUUUUCAUCCAAGGCGGCUCUUUGCGCUGUUGUAUGACAAGUUUAUCUUGCAGAUGGAGCAGCCUGACGAUGAUGACGAAGAAGACGAAGAAGAAGAGGAAGAUGGAGACGAAGGACAGUCUGACAGCGAGGAUGCUGAAAUGGUUGACUGCGAAGAUGGCGCAAGCACCAACUCGUCCUCAGAAGACAAGUCGAUUUCGACAUCUCCUUCUCAUUCCCCAUCAACUCCCGAUACUGGAGUGUCUUCUCAUGAUGAUGGCAAAGACACCAAUGAUAUGGACGUCGACGUCUUGAUGAUGCCCCCCAACGACGUCAUCCUCGCCAAGAAGCGUGCUCACCCAACACUUGCACGGCUCUUCCGCUCCAAAGGCGAAUUCUUCAUGGCCACACGACCUCACCGCGCCGGCGAAUGGUCUCAAGCCGGCGCCAUGCUCACUCUGACGGGAGGACGCUCCUGGUUCUGCACUUUGCCGGAAGAAGAGUACACGACGGGAAGCCCCGAUGUAGAUGCCUUGGUGAAGCAUGACAUUGCCAAGGGCGGCGAGUGGGGAGACAGGAGGCAGGAGAUUGUGUUUAUCGGAGAAGGGCUAGACCAUGAUGGCUUGGAGGAGAUGCUUGAUGCGUGUUUGCUUACGGAUGGGGAGUACGAGGAGUGGAAGGGAGUGAUGAGGAAGGAUGGGUUAGAGGAGGAAAAGAGGAGGGAGAUGUUGCAGGAGUUGUUUGAGGAUGGAUUUCCGGAUUGGAGCGGAGAUGAUGAUGAGGAAGGGCAUGAGGGACAUGAUCAUUGA
Messenger RNA from Trichoderma aggressivum f. europaeum, 1758 nucleotides. RefSeq lists its product as uncharacterized. The coding region runs from base 1 to 1758 and encodes 585 amino acids. Lineage: Eukaryota; Fungi; Ascomycota; Sordariomycetes; Hypocreales; Hypocreaceae. The transcript is spliced from 6 exons. The record is from RefSeq and is a predicted model, not a curated record.